CAUAAUCAAAGCGGAAGCAUUUCCUCUCCCUUCAUUUCCUUCUAUUUUCCCCAACGCUUGCAAACCGGCGAAACUAAGAAGUGGUGGCCACGGCGGCAAUGACGGUGGAGACGCCGUGAACCAGCCGACGGAAAAACCUCAUUGCGUCGCCACUUCCCAAUCCUAGCUGGGGAAACAGAAAUCAAUCAAUCCAAUUUGAUUUCUAUUUCUCAUUCAACAAAUCAAGCUAAACACAUUCGAUUAAUUUCGAGAAAUAGGAGAUAAUGACGUUGGACGCUUCGUUGCAAGAUCCACAAGAGAGCAACGCCGUCACCGUCGUCGCCGUCAGCAAGGGCAAGAGCAGUCCGUUAACCGUGAGAUGGGCGAUCGAUAACCUUCUCAAUUCUAGGCACACUCUCAUUCUGGCGCACGUUAGGACUAGACAUCAUCACCAUCACGGCCAGCACGGCGGCGCUGCGGCGGAGGCGAACGGCGGAGCAGUUGAUGACAUAUUCGCAGCUUGUCGCGCUUGUUGUGCACGCAAAGGGGUGAAAGGAGAGGAAGUCAUACUAGAAGGCGUCGAUGUGCAUUCUGCACUAAUAGACUACAUCAACCACAAUAGUGUGACCAACAUUGUGCUUAGUGCAUCAACAAGGAAUGUCAUAACAAGGUUUUGGAUCCCGGAUGUGCCCACCAUGAUAAACAAGGCCGCCCCCGAUUUUUGCUCAGUGUACGUGAUUUCGAGGGGCAAAGCACAAUCAAUCCGGCCAGCAGCACGACACGUGGACAGCCCGGGCAAGGUCCCGUCCAUGGUGUCAUCUACUAGGUUUAGCCGCGCAGAAUCGGAGGAUCAUGCUAAUAGGGUAUCGGCCUCCGUGAGGGGGGGAAGGAGGGAUGACAACGAAUAUCUCGAAACUAUUAGACGAUACAAGAACGAUUUUGGUGAUUCGAGAAGGAGGUCGAGAAACAUGAGCAAACUCCUUAACAUACACGAAGAUCCGAUGGCACCCGGGAUAAAGGAUAAGGGCAUGGAUAUCACAAAAGUGCAAAUUUCAAACACAAGUAAUGUGGGAUCAGAACUCAUUGAUCAUCUUGCAUCAAAUUCUUUGUCUCCAACUGCAAUCAAUAGACUCAAGCAAGAGGUGCAUCAGACAAUGACUAUGUAUAAUGAAGCUUGCAAAGAAGCAGUUUCCGCUCAAAAGAAGGUAAAUGAGCUUCAGCAGCUGAAGCAGGGAGAGAUAGACAGAGUGGAGCAAGCUCGGCUCGCGGAAGAGGCGGCCCUCGCUCUCGUGGAGAUGGAGAAGGCGAAAUGUAGAGCAGCCAUUGAAGCCGCGGAGAAAGCACAGAUGAUAGCCGAGAAGGAGACGCAGAGGAGAAAGUACGCGGAGCAGAGGGCGAUGAGGGAGGCAGAGGAGAAGAAACGUGCGUUGGACGUGUUGUCAAACAACGAUGACCGUUAUAGAAAAUACGUGAUUGAAGAGAUCGAAGAGGCCACAGGCAACUUCUCGGGAUCACGGAAGAUUGGAGAAGGAGGCUACGGCCCCGUGUACAAAGGGAAGCUCGACCACACACCGGUUGCCAUCAAAGUCCUACGCCCCGAUGCUGCUCAGGGCAAACAACAAUUCCAACAAGAGGUCCAAGUCCUGACCUGCAUGAGGCAUCCUAACAUGGUUUUGCUCAUGGGCGCUUGCCCUGAGUACGGAUGCCUCGUGUACGAGUACAUGGACAACGGGAGCCUCGAAGACCGUCUCUUCAGGAAGGGCAACACUCUCCCCAUCCCAUGGGCUGUUCGGUUCAAGAUCGCCUCUGAGAUAGCGACGGGCUUGCUUUUCCUCCACCAGGCCAAGCCCGAGCCCCUGGUCCACCGUGACCUCAAACCGGGAAACAUCCUACUAGACCAUCACUACACGUGCAAGAUCAGCGACGUAGGGCUGGCCCGGCUGGUCCCACCCUCGGUCGCGGAUAAUGUGACUCAAUAUCACAUGACAUCGGCCGCGGGCACAUUUUGUUACAUCGACCCAGAAUACCAGCAGACAGGCAAAUUAGGCACAAAAUCCGAUAUUUACUCUCUCGGAGUGAUACUACUACAAAUCAUCACUGCUAGGCCCCCCAUGGGCCUCACCCACCACGUUGAGCGGGCCAUUGAUCAAGGCACAUUUGGCGAUCUGCUCGAUCCAACUGUGCCUGAUUGGCCCCUCGAAGAGACUCAGGGCUUCGCAAAACUAGCCCUAAGAUGCACCGAGCUGAGAAAAAAAGAUAGGCCUGAUCUUGCUAAAGAGAUUUUGCCUGAGCUCAACAGGUUGAAAGAAUUUGGACAACAACAUAGCCAAUGGAAUAUUCAUUUUUCAUAGAUCAAAAUUCCAUAAAAUUCACAUUCAUCAAUUAAAUUUUGCCACUUUGAGCUAGGGAUCUUCGAGUACCAAAACAAAGACGCAAAAACUUGCAUGAGACCGACAUAUAUGAAACGACAUUUCUCAAUAUUUAUGUACAAUAGUUUUUAUGUCUAGCUAUUCAGAGUGCACUCAUAAGUAAUGACUACCGUGUGAUUUUUGGUAUCACUCAUUUAUUUGUAAAAUCUUACUUCAUUUCAUGAAUGUCUUCUAUCAAAACAUGCUACUUUCUUGA
Molecule: messenger RNA, 2604 nt
Organism: Salvia miltiorrhiza (redroot sage)
Lineage: Eukaryota; Viridiplantae; Streptophyta; Magnoliopsida; Lamiales; Lamiaceae
Product: U-box domain-containing protein 34
Exons: 8
Coding region: 264-2330 (688 amino acids)
Biological process (GO): protein phosphorylation
Molecular function (GO): ATP binding; protein kinase activity
Source: RefSeq, a predicted model, not a curated record